Messenger RNA from Alternaria rosae, 1462 nucleotides. RefSeq lists its product as uncharacterized. The coding region runs from base 343 to 1374 and encodes 343 amino acids. NCBI's taxonomy places the organism in Eukaryota, Fungi, Ascomycota, Dothideomycetes, Pleosporales, Pleosporaceae. The record is from RefSeq and is a predicted model, not a curated record. The transcript has 2 exons.
CCAUCUCCGCGCAGCAGCCACGUCGAUGUGUCAGCCAACACAGCACGGUAUCUUCACGAUCUAGUACCCCGAUACACGACAUCGAUUUGCGCGCCUUUUCUGACCUAUCCAGUGUUGGCAGCCAUACAUGGCCAACACGUAGUACGAAAAUAGCGGCAUGUGGUGUGACGCUAGACCAGAUCCAACGAUGCUUACACACGCUUACAUUGCGCCGGUGACUUCAAUGUCGCACUCUCCGUGCGGUCAAUGGCAAGGUCGCGGCUUAUCAUCUACGGAGUAUAAUGUAGUGUGUGGAACGCUCAGUCAAAGGUUCAAGUGCAAUUACAUAGCAAUCUCGACAAGAUGGUGAACGUCACCAAUGCCAAUGGCAUCACCGGCGCCAACUUCGACGUAUUCGGCACCAAUCGCGUGCUUCCUCGGGCAAUGACAGCAUUUACAGCUAUCGCGUGGUACAACUCAAUCGAGCUACUCAUCCUCAUCUUUGUCAUAUUCAGACGAUACACUGGUCUAUACUUCUGGAGUUUGAUAGUUAAUACGAUCAGCAUUGUGCCGUAUGCGACAGGGGCAUGGAUGAAACAAAACAGCGUUGCGCAUGACCCUCGCAUUUACAAUACGCUCCUUACGCUCGGAUGGAUAUUGAUGGUUCCCGGACAAUCCAUGGUUCUGUACUCGCGCCUACACUUGAUAUCGCCGAACCUCAGGCUUCUGCGACUCAUCUUUUGGAUCAUCAUUGUUUCAGCAAUAUGCCUUUGUAUACCGACGGUAGUCCUGAAUCUACGGUUAUUCACCAACCACCCAGAGCGAUAUCUCCGCGGCUACAUGGUCAUGGAGAAAAUACAAAUGACUCUCUUCACCAUCCAGGAGAUCUCGAUAACAUGCAUCUACCUGUGGGAAACCCGCAAGCUCAUGCGCGUUAUUUUUGACGGAAAGGCUAGAAAGUGGAUGUGGCAGCUCGUCGCAAUGAGCAUACUCCUGCUUAUACUGGAUAUCGCGUUACUUACGACGGAAUUUUUGAAUCUUUACAUGAUACAGACGACCUUCAAAUCACUUGUUUACAGCUUCAAACUGAAGAUCGAGUUCGCAGUACUCAGUCAGAUCGUGCGCGUCAUCCAAGAUCGUGCGCAUUCUAGCCGCUCGGCCGUAACGCACCCGUCGGAUUUGGAGCGCCAGAUCAACACCCGAAAACCAACGUCCAGUCAGGUGUCAGAGGUGGAGAGCUUGCAACGCAACGUACCACUUGAAUGGCGCUUGUCAAGGGAGGCCACAUCUUUUGUUUCGCCAGUCGCUCUCACUAUGGCGAAGAGAGAAGAUAUCAAAAGCGCUAGGUGCAGCGUCGUGUCUAUAGACGCGAUGUACCCUGGGAUAUUGGGAUGAUAGCGCGAUAGGCAUUCUUUAGUCGAGUGAACGAUGGAGGUUGACACGUCAACGGCGGAAACAACCUGCUACACUGGAGCGACGUGAG